GGAGUGCGGGAAAAGGAACUGGGUCUCGCUGCGCGUGCCAGAAGUGAAGCCGUGAAGAAGAAGAAAAAUUGCUCCGUGCAAAAGAAGACUAGGGAUAAAAUACGCGACUCUCUCUUUUUGUAUUAUUUUUUUAUGAUUUUCCAUCCAAAAAAAAACAGUAGAGUAUCCCUUUCCGUGUUUGUUUUCUCCGGCCAAGCCAGCAAUCAAUCGGUAUAUGAUUAUAGUUUUAUGUUACUUUAUUGAUAAACCAUAGAGUGUAGAGAGAAUAAAUUCCGUCAUCAUCCCGUGGUGAAGAAUACAGUUGCAGCAGAUCGACAUCUACGGUUUGCUAUAGUUUCAUAAAAUUCCGGUGAAUUGCGAAUUUCGAGGAAAAAAAAGAAAAACACUUGCCAAGUUUUCUAAAAAAAAGUGUGUUAAAAGUGCUGUGCACAUUUUUUGUACUCCUAAAGUUGCAAGAAAAAGAGAUACAAAAAAAAACGAGUCCAAGGCUGGCUCUGGAUGAGUGAGCGAACUGUGCAUUAGUGUGUGAGAGGAGAGCAUAAGAAGGAAAAAGAAACUGUUCGGUGGAAUUUCCCAACAAUAUUUUAUAAGUUGCUGAAAAACGUACUUUUUUCCUCUACCUAGCAACAGAUUGCUUAGUGGUCGGUAUCAGCAAGCGAAAAAUUGCGAGCAGGAAAGAGAGGGAAAGCCUUUGUCGAAAAAUCGUGAGUGAUCGGGAAAGAAUAGGAAAAAAAAAGUUGAAGGCAAAUUGAUACACAAAACGUGCGUGAAUGUGUGAGUGUAGUUAAACGGUGAUACAGUAUCGUUGUGUGUGUACUACGACGAUUCAUACCCAUACAGUGCCGAGCAAGUAGAUAUAAAAAUAUUUCAUUGAAUUUUUACGUGGCAAAAAAGGCAGCGAAACACCGACCGCACCGCGGCCACAGAGUAGCGCCCUCUCAGCGGCCGACCGCCAUAGCACACACAGUUGUCUGCGAGUUGAACGUCGUCGUCGUCGUCGGAAGAGAGCAAGAAAAAAACAACAACAAAUAGUUGCUAUCAAUUGAACACGGCAGCAGCAGCAACAGUAACGCAACAAGCAAACACACCGAGAGAAGAAGUAGAGCGCGGGGUGCCCAUUUGGGGAGUGAGAAAUAGCGAAGCAAAAGCGGCCAAUACCGACGUUAACAGGCGGACGUUGUGCUUUGAGUGCUUUGGGCUGUGCGGAUUGUGUUUAGUUGGUCUAAUCGCACCCAUCGCCAAGCGCCCAGACAACAACAGAGUAGUGGUGUGUAUCGCGGGGGGAAGAAAAAAAAACCGAAACCGAAGGCACCAUUCGGCCAAGAGUAGCGCUCGCCGUGUCUCAAGAUGGCCGCCCUGUGUGCUGGGAGCUACGGACUGUCCCAGCAGCAGCCGCAGUAUCCCAACAAUGACAACAAGGAGCUGAUCUUCGUCAAGCUGACCGAUUCGGCGUUGCGGGCAAUCGAGGAGUUCCAGCGGAAUCAGCUCAAAUUGAACACCGGGCUCAACCCAUCGAUACAAUUCCUCGCGAAUGGCCAGGGUUACCUGUCGUUCCCCUCAAGCGGCAACAAUGUGCAAAAGUUCAGCUUCUCGAUUACGGACAUCGAGGGUGGUGGUUCGAUCGAGUGCGUGCAACAGAACCAGGGUCAGCAGUUGCAGAAUAUGGGUCACAUUCCGCACAAGAUGCGGAUACAGGCCAACGACGAUGUGUACGAGACGACGAGGCACCGGAUGGCGGCCGCCGAGGAGAAUCAAAAGAACAAAUGUACAAGAGAAAUCAAGCCCAAUCAAACCGAUAUUGGACGGAAGGUGAAAUUAAAAAACCCAACCGGCCGUAUCAGCAACAUUCCUAGUAAUAAUACAGUCCUAAGCAAACGUGAUUCGCUGCACGGUUCUAACCAUAAUAGCUACAACGGCAGCAGUAACAACAACAACAAUAACAACAACAACAGUAGCAGCAAUAAUGGCAACGCUGUCAACAGUAGCAACAACCAUUCGUCGUCAGUUCCCGUGCUCGCAAGCAACCACAAUCACCACCACAACAACAAUAUUAGCAACAACAGCUACAGCAACCAUUCGACAUCACCAAAACUACCGAAAAGCAAUGGGCUGCAGCACAACAAUCACCACCACAACAAUGCGCUGCCGACGCUGCAACAGCACCAACAGCAGCAGCAGCAACAGCACCAACAGCAGCAGCAGCAACAGCAACAUCAGCCAUCGAAGCCAGGCUACCAGCACACGGUGCAUGAUCCUCCCCAACAGCAACAACCGCAGCAGCGACCGGAACAGUCCCAGCAAAAGUCUGAAAAUGGUGUCACAUCCGGCCGGGUGACGAACGGGCGAACGCAGCAUAGCAAGCCCGGCAAUCCGGAGAUUAUGAAGAGAAACAUUAGAGAAAGGUUGAUCCAUCUUCUCGCACUGAGGCCAUAUAAGAAACCGGAACUGUACGCCAGAAUACAGCAAGACGGUCUUCGCGGACAGGAGAAAAUUUGCAUAGCACAGGUACUGAAAACCAUCUCCAGCAUGCGGGAUAAUGUCUACUAUUUGCAUCGGCACAUCUGGAACGAUGUGCAGGAGGACUGGCCGUUCUACACGGAGCAGGAUCGGCAAACACUCAAAAGGCGGAAACCUCAAAAUUUGACACCUCCUCUCAGCUCGGACGGCGGAUCGUCCACGUCAGGCCAGAGUCCGUCCAGCGCGCACAACGGUAGCAGUCCGCCGUCCGGCAGCAAAAGGCCAUCGCUCCCUACCAACGAGGAAAGCAGCAUAGGGAGUGCACCCACGUCCAAGAAGCCACGGAUUAGUCACUACAAGAAGGACGUCCUGCCGGAUACCAAUCGUUCCAUUCGAAAAAGCGAAACAAAAUCACAAAAUCCAAAAUAUCCCCUCUCUAGGCGAGGUGUAACCGAUUCCAGGGACACUAGUAACAUGAAUCCACGUUCAAGGCCGCAAGAAGAUAGUAUGCGCUCCUACCACCACGGAUCGAAUGUCACCCCAAGUGCACAGGAAUCGGAAGACAGUGGCGUCAGCCUGAGCUACUCUCUGGUGUCCAACGACGUUGCCCGGCGGAUACAGCCACCCACGACUGCCGCCGAGGUGGUGACGGACGCGAUGACCGAGCGCGAUAACUACGACGACCAGAUCACCGCCUACCGGGAGGACUCGAAGAAGGUCAAAAAUCUGAAGGACGACUUUAGGUGCGCCCGUCGAAACAAUGACCAGUUUACGCGAAUCACCACGGUGGAACAGCGUCGGAAAUAUAAGACUGAAUUCGACAACGAUUUCCAGGAGUACCGCCGGCUGCACGAGAUCGUUGAGCGCGUGUCGAGGAAGUUUGCCCAACUGGAGGAGGACCUGCAGAUGGAGCGGCAUAACGAGAGGCGAUACAAGGAAAUUCAACGGAAAAUCAUUAGGGAAUACGACGAGAGCAUAAAGGAUAUACGGUUUCAGGAAACGAAGCAAAGGUUCAACUAUUUACACAGCAAGCUAUCUCAUAUCAAGCAUCUUGUGCACGAUUACGAUGUCGCCAUUACCAACGGACUGUGUCGGCCGCAGGAGAAUUACUGACGAUUAUUGAAGCCUGUAAAGCAGCACCCGUCGCAAUUCGUAUGUUGAUGACAUACUGUAAACUUAACUCAAAACACAGAGAGAAACCUAAACCUUAAGCGAGUAAGACAGAGCAGCACUGGGCGGCGGCGCGCUGGACCCCGAGCACUUCAGUGGAACCACUUCCACUGCUCUCUCUCUCGGCGGCUCAUCAUUCAGUAAAUCAAACACAACCAAACACAUUGAAUCUGAGCUACUAGAAGAGUGUGUAUACCCAUGGUUUCCACAGCAGUGUUAAUAUGCGCGCCAAACCAUUGCUUUUCAUACUAAACUAUUACCGGAAAGCAGACAGCAACAGAAGCAGCAGCAGUAGCGGCAAGCAAUCCUUUGUUACCUUUUUAAAAAAUAUUUGUUUAGCAAUUAGAGUCAGCCAAGGAGAACCUAAUUUAAUCGAUCCGGCGGAUCGAACCGGAUCAGUUGGAUCUUGUGCAGUAAACCAGAGCCUCAUCAGCAAAGCGGUUCCAUCUAGGAAAUCGAAAAAUCUCUCAUGACUCGCAAUGAUAUGUGCUCAUUCGGUUCUCAUUUCCCUCAAUUAUGAUGACCCGUAUCCAGGUGAACACUCAAGCUCACAAUGAAGUUCAAGGAAGUAGGAGACUCACUCAUGAGAUGGCCUGAACACAUCGGGUAAGAAUGAGAACGAAGUGAAAGCGGGGAAGUGACUUCCACAUACACACUUCCGCCUUAAAUAAUGUUGGCUAGCGGGCAAUGCCAAUAAUCGAACAUCGGAAUACGAAACACGUAUACUGUUGGAGAAGGAGGAAACGUCAAGCAGCAUAACACAACGCAUCCACACACACACACACACACACAUAUAUAUAUAUAUAUAUAUAUAUAUAUAUAUAUAUAUAUAUAUAUAUAUAUAUAUAUAUAUAUA
Messenger RNA from Toxorhynchites rutilus septentrionalis, 4483 nucleotides. It is a transcript of the gene Su(Tpl), whose product is annotated as RNA polymerase II elongation factor Ell. The record is from RefSeq and is a predicted model, not a curated record. Bases 1348 to 3570 code for a protein of 740 amino acids. Gene Ontology annotation, molecular function: cis-regulatory region sequence-specific DNA binding. Gene Ontology annotation, biological process: transcription elongation by RNA polymerase II; positive regulation of transcription elongation by RNA polymerase II; snRNA transcription by RNA polymerase II. The transcript has 12 exons. Gene Ontology annotation, cellular component: transcription elongation factor complex. NCBI's taxonomy places the organism in Eukaryota, Metazoa, Arthropoda, Insecta, Diptera, Culicidae.